CGGCGGCGGGCCGGGGCCGGGGCCGGGGCCCGGCAUGGAUGGCCGCGACUUUGCGCCGCCGCCACAUCUGCUGUCGGAGCGCGGGAGCCUGGGCCACCGCAGCGCCGCAGCCGCUCGCCUGGCACCGGCUGGGCACGCCGCACAGCCCCCGGCGCACUUCCAGCCCGGAAAGUACUUCCCGUCGCCGCUGCCCAUGGCUUCACACACAGCCAGCAGCCGCCUCGUGGGGACCACUCCGGCCUCCCCUUUCAUGGGCAGCUUCCUCUCCGGCAGCCUGGGCUCCGCAGCCCCUGCGCACCCCAGCGGCCCCAGCCCGUCCCCCUCGGAGCAGGCCUACCGGGGCUCCCACUCCGCCACCUCCCAGAUCUGGUUUUCACACUCCCAUGAAGCUCCAGGGUACCCCAGAUUUUCGGGGAGUCUGGCAUCCACCUUCCUACCCAUGAGUCACUUGGAUCACCAUGGAAACAGCAACGUUCUCUAUGGGCAACACCGUUUCUAUGGAACCCAGAAAGAUAACUUCUACCUGCGCAACCUGCCCCCUCAGCCCACGCUCCUGCCCACCAACCACAACUUCCCCAGCGUGGCCCGGGCCGCCCCUGGCCAUCCCAUCGGCUCCUGCAGCCAUGACCGGGGCGAGGCCAGCACCCUGCAGAAGGGCGCCAAGGAGUUCGACCGCUUCCUCAUGGGCAAAGAGCUGGGCAAGGAGAGGGCCAGCAAGGUGGCAGAGGGCAAGGAGCGGCUGGCGGUGGAGGAAGACAGUGGCAAAGACCGACGCAAGCUGGUGCUCCCUCUGCCGGCCGACGGUCCCUGCAAGGAGGGCACGGCGCCCAGGGGCCCCUGCGAGGGCCGCCCCAAGCACCUCACCUCCUGCCUCCUCAACACCAAGGUGCUCAACGGCGAGAUGGGCAAGGCUGCGUUGGCCAGCUGUGCGGGCGGCAUGCUGGUGCGGCCCGGCGUGGGUGUGGCGGCCUCCGGACGUUGCACCAAGGAGGCGGCGGGGCCUGUGGAGCCGGGGCAGGCCUUCAGCGAGUGCCUGGAGCGGCGGCAGAUGCUCCAUCACGCCGUGUCCUACACGGUGCCCUCCGGCCUGCCCGCGGGGCCACCCCCGCCCCUCAGCACGGCUGCCGGCUCCUUCCCCUGCCUGCAGCUCCAUGCCGGCCCCGAUGGGCUCUGCCCGCUGCAGGACAAAGUCCCCCGGGACCUGAAGGCCAGCGGGCCCACCUUCGUGCCUUCCGUGGGACACCUGGCAGACAGCAGCCGCUCCUUCCAGGCGGCUGAGGCCUGUGCCGUGGCAGGUGAGGGCAAAGAGCGGCACCUGGAUGGGACCUUGGCUCCUGAUCAUGCGGCGCCCUAUGGGGUCUCCUAUGCCCACUUGAAGGCUGAGGGCAAGGGUGAGCGGCGGCCUGGGGGCUUCGAGGCGGCCCUCACCCCACGACUAAAGGGCCUGGAGUAUCUCCGCAGCGCAGGCCCCGAGGCUCCCUUCCCGGGGCUGCCCACAGGUGGGCUGGACAAAAGCAACUACUUCGAGCUGCCCACCCCCUCCCAGGACUGUGUCCGGCCAAGUCACCCAGACCCUCUGGGCGGGAAGGUCACCCAGGCCUGCUGCACUUUAGACAAGAGCGCCAGCAAGGAGGCCCCCACAGGUCCCCACGGGGCCCAGAAGGUGGCCCGGAUCCGGCACCAGCAGCACGUGGUGGCCUCUGAGGUGGAGCCGGGGGUCAGUGGGGCCGAGGCCAAGCGCAAGGCCGUGGAGCUGGCAUCUCUGGGCUAUGGUGGGCCCCAGCUGCCCCCGUGGAGUGUGCAGUCGGGCCAGGGCGCCACCAUGGCCAUCGGUGAGGAGCGCAAGGGCGGCGCCUACCUGGACCCCUUUGGCGGCGGCCUGCAGCAGGCCGCCCUCCUCCCCCAGGACCUGCCCACCCCGCCCGAUGAGGUCUCGGCUAUGAAGAACCUGCUCAAGUACAGUAACCAGGCGCUGGUUGUCGGCCAGAAGGCUCCCUUCGUGGGCUUGGGUGGCCCCAAGGCCAGCUGUGCCCAGCAGGAUGUGAAGUUCCCAGUCUCCAAGGGCCCAGGCCAGGCCCCCGGGGAGGUAGAGAGGCCCGACUGUGCCCGAAGCCGGGAACACGAUACGCCGCACAGCGAUGGAGAGGUUCGGCAGCCACCUGUGGGCAUCGCGGUGGCCUUGGCCCGGCAGAAGGACACGGUGAGCCGGCCAGAGACGGCCUACGGUGCCAACACGGGGCGGCAGGGCCGCGCAGCCCCUGCCUUCAAAGCUGGUGGUGGGCCCCGUUCCACCCACGCACUGAACCUGGAGGCCGAAGAGGAAAGGGCCCGCCUGUGUGAGGACCGCCUGGGGCUGGCCAGCCGGGAGCUGCUGCUGCAGGACAGCAAGGACCUCAUGGAAUUCACCAGGAUGCACCCGUCCGGCGGCUGCCCCGGAGACCUAGCCCCUCACCUCGUGAUCACCGGCAGCUCCUCUCUGCAGAGCGGCCAGCUGGGCGGCGACCCAACCCCCCAUGCUCACCCUGCCCACGCCCCCUGGCUGCCCCGCACCCGCAGCCCCUCCUUGUGGAUGGGGGGACACUCCUAUGGCCUCGGGCACCCCGCCCUGCACCAGAACCUGCCUCCCGGCUUCCCCGCCUCAGUGCCCGGCUCCAUGCCAUCGGUCUUCCCCCUGUCCCAGGACGCCCCGGCACAGCUGGUCAUCCUGCCCUCAGAGCCCACGCCCCACACCGCCCCCCACGCACUUGCUGAUGUCAUGGACCAGGCCUCGCUGUGGCCCCCCAUGUACGGGGGCCGGGGCCCCACCUCCCACAUGCAGCACCCUGGCCAGCUCCCCGUCUACUCGCGGUCCCAGUUCCUGCCACAACAGGAGCUCUACACCCUACAGCAGCCACAGCAGCGGGCCGCCCAGUUCCAGCGGAAGCUAGAGGACCAGCCCCUGGAACUGGAGGAGCCCACCCAGGAGAAGGCCCUGAAGUCCACCCACAAGCCACUUGCCUUAACCCCCAUGGCCAAGGGCGCCCCCUCACCCGCCACCGCAGGCCCUGCCAAGAUGUCACCCUGCUGCCACUCUCCCACCCUGAAGCCUCCUGCCAGCUGCCCCACACCGCCGCCUCCACAUCCUGGCGCCUCGUGCACUUUAUCCGUCUGCCCGACCGGCAGCCCCAGGCCUGGCUCCCAGCUGCCCAGCGCCGAGGACAAGAGUGGGGAGGGCCGGCGGGCCAGAGCCAACCUCAGCACGUUGGACCCAGACCUGCCUCCUGGACACAUGUGCCCCACGGCCAGCUCGGGCUUCUCCUUGCCCCCCAGCGUGCACUCAUCUGACCUCUCGGACCCCGAUACUAUGCAAACUGCCACCCCCAGGGCCCAGCCUGAGCCAGUGAGGACGUUCCCGCCAGGGGAGCCACCCCCCCAAAGCCCCCAGAGCCUGGAGGAGCCUGGGCUGCCCUCAGGGGCCAGAGAGACCACCCAGGACCUUGCUGCCACCCCCCACCCUGCCGAGCAGGGGCCCCUGGGGAAGACAGUGGACCCCAGCCCACUGGAAGGGCUACAAGAACUGCGAUGUGGGGCCCUCCUCGAGGGAGGAGGCCCUGAGGCCACUGGCAGGGCUAAUUCUACUCAGGGAGGGGCCCGAGAGGAAAGGACCAGGGGGCAGGGCAGGGAGGAGGGGGAACAAGGGCCCUUGGAGGCGGCCGGUCCCCAGGGCCUAGGGCAGCAGACGGGGAGCCCCUGUGCCUUGAAUGAGGCCAGGCUGGACGAGCGGCAGGCCCCUGGGGGGGCAGGCCUGGGGGAGGAUGAGGAGCUAGAGGAGGACUGGGGGUCAACUCCCGACGACAGCCACCCGCCCAGGGUGCUGCCGGGCCUGGACGCCCUUGUGGCAGCCACCAUUGACCUAGGGGACCUGCCCGGCAUCAGCCUGCUGGACCCUCAGCCCCCCGCUGUCCCUGGGCCGCCGAGCACAGUCCUCCGGCCCCAUAGCUCAGGGAUUCAUGGCAUCGCCCUGCUCAGCGAGCUGGCCGACCUGGACAUCCAGCCACAGAGGAGUGAGCCAGCCCUGGCAGAGGAGGACAUGCUGGCCUUCAAUCUGCAGCGUCUGGCCACGCUGGCCUCAGCCUGGUCCCUGGUGGAGGCCGCUGGCCUGGACCACCCUGCCUCCUCAGCCCAGCCCCCUGCUGCCAACGCUUGCAGGGUUCCCACGCUCACCCCCCGAAUGCAGAUCCUGCAACGCAAGGACACCUGGACCCCCAAGACCAAGCCUGUGUGCCCGCUGAAGGCUGCCAUCGACCAGCUAGACACACAAGAGGUAGAGAUGCGUGUGCGGUUGGCGGAGCUGCAGAGGCGUUACAAGGAGAAGCAGCGGGAGCUGGCCCGCCUGCAGCGCAGGCACGACCACGAGAGAGAGGACAGUUCAAGGAGCCCCGCGCGGCGAGGGCCAGGCCGGCCAAGGAAACGCAAAUACUCCAGCUUGCUGCCUGCCCUGCGUCCUGGGGGCCAGCUCCCCAGGGCAGAUGGCAAGAAAGUCAAGGCAGUGCGGCCCAGCCUGAGCCUGCUGUGCCCCGAGCUGCGGGGUGCUGAGGAGCCCGUGAACAAGCGAAGUGGACUGGAGAAGGGCGUCUGCGUGGGCCUGCAGCCCGGCUCUGCGGAGAAGGUUCGGUGCAAGAAGAGCCGCAGUCAAGCUGAGCUGGCAUCCACAGUGGCCCACAAGGUGGCCCAGUUGAAGCCAAAGGUUAAGAGCAAGGGGCUGCCCGCCGGCCUCAGCCCGUUUCCAGGGGGGCGUGUCCGGAAGAAGCUGUCUCGAGCCAAGAGCACCAAGGUGACUGGGGCAGGCCGGCAUGCACAGCCCGGUGGCGAUGACGGCGGCAGGGAAACACCCAAGUUCCCGGCCCAGACAGCAGUGGCCACGGCACAUGAGACAGGCAGUGGCUAUGACAGCGAGAACUGCGAGGGCCUCUUGGGGACAGAGGCACCCCCAAAGGAGUCCGGGCUGGCACUGCAUGCUGGGGCCAGCGUCGCUGUGCUGGGGCCUUCACCCUCCUCCGUGGUCAAGAUGGAAGCCAACCAGAAGGCGAAGAAGAAGAAGGAGCGGCAGGGCUUGCUAGGGGCCUGCCGCCUGUCCAGCCCAGAGAGCGAGGUCAAGAUCAAAAGGCGGACAGUGAAGGCCAAGGUGGGCACCAAGCUGGAGCGGGCCACGGCGCGCAGGCCCCCAGGGGCAUCAAGCAAGAAGAAAGCCAAGGGCAAGGCCAAGGGUGGCCUCCGGACAGAGCCAGGGGCCGCGCCCAGCAGGGAUGCCCUCUUCAGCCCCACCCGGACCUACACUUGCCGCAAGGAAGGCAGCAAGCUGGCCAGUGAGCGCCUCAAGAGAGCCACGCGCAAGAGCACAAUGCUCCAGCCAGGACUGCGGCGGAAGAACGGGAACUUGUCCAUCGCCCUGUCUCCCCUCAACGCCAAGGCCAUCCUGGGGAAGGGCAGGAAGGCGGGCAGGAUGACAAGCAAGGCCGUCGGCAAGCAGGGCAAGGGCCGGGCGGUCAGCCGGCUGCUGGAGAGCUUCGCUGUGGAGGACGACUUCAAGUUCGACGACAGCAGCAGCUUCUCAGAGGAGGACGAGGACGAGGACGGGGACGAGGCCAGUGAUCCCCCGAGUGCAGAGCAGAGCGCCGCCCUGGCGCGCUCGUGCACCAUCCACAAGGAGGAUCUGCAGGACGGGCUGCCUGUUCUCAUCCCCAAGGAGGACAGUCUGCUGUACGCGGGCAGCGUCAGGACCCUGCAGCCCCCUGACAUCUAUAGCAUUGUCAUUGAGGGCGAGAGAGGCAACCGGCAGAGGAUCUACUCACUGGAACAGCUGCUGCAGGAGGCGGUUCUGGAUGUCCAGCCGCAGUCCAGCAGGUACCUCCCUCCUGGCACAAGGGUCUGCGCCUACUGGAGCCAGAAGUCCCGUUGUCUUUACCCAGGCAACGUGGUCCGAGGUGCCUCCAGCGACGAGGAGGAGGACGCAGACUCCGUGAUGGUGGAGUUUGACGAUGGGGAUACCGGCCACAUCGCCGUCUCAAACAUCAGGCUGCUGCCUCCAGACUUCAAGAUCCAGUGCACAGAGCCCUCGCCCGCCCUGCUUGUGUCCAGCAGCUGCCGGAGGUCCAAGAAAGCUUCCCCCGAGGCGCCCCCACCCAGUGAGCCCACUGCCCCCAGCCUGUCCCCCAAGGUGCACGACAGCCCCGAAGCCGCAAAGACCCCAGGGAAGAAAUCCGUCAGCAAAGACAGAGCUGGCAAAGCAGAGCUCCUAACUGCAGGUGCCAAGCCCCCCUCGGGAGCCUCAGACCACUUCCUGGGCCGCAGGGGCAGCCCGCUGCUGAGCUGGUCGGCGGUGGGGCAGACCAAGCGGAAGGCCGUGGUGGCGACAGCAGGCGGCAAGGGGCCCGGCGCGCUGCAAAACCUCUUCCAGCUCAACGGCAGCGCCAAGAAGCUCCGCGCCCGAGAGGCACUGUUCCCCGUGCACAGCGUGGCUGCGCCCGUGUUCGGCAACGGCUUCCGCGCCGACUCCUUCAGCAGCCUGGCCAGCUCCUAUGCACCCUUCAUCGGUGGGGCGGGGCCGGGCCUGCCCGGUGGUGCCCACAAGCUGCUGCGGGCCAAGAAGGCCGAGCGGAUGGACGCCGAGAAGGGUGGGCGGCGCCGGGCGGGUGGCGAGUUCCUGGUCAAGCUGGACCAUGAGGGCGUGACCUCCCCCAAGAACAAGAACUGCAAGGCGCUGCUCAUGGGCGACAAGGACCUGGGGCCCAAGCUGGGGCGCCCCCUGCCCAGCCCCAGCUAUGCGCACCCAGCCCUCGGGGGCAAGGACAGGAAGGGGCGGGCACCCGUCCACCCACUGCCCAUGGGGCUGGCACUGCGCAAGUUUGCGAGCCAGGCCGAGUACCCGCUGCCCUGUGACAGUGACUGCCAUAGCUCCUUCUCGGAAGAGGAGGAGGACGGGCCCGGGCUGGCUCCCGGCGUGCCCUCCCGCUUCCUCGCCCGCCUGGCCGUGUCCUCGUCGUCCUCGGGCUCGUCCACCUCAUCCUCCUCGGGCUCCCUAUCGACCUCCAGCCUCUGCUCCUCGGAGGACGAGGGCUCCUCUUAUAGCUCGGACGACGAGGACCCCGCCCUGCUGCUGCAGACCUGCCUCACCCACCCCGUGCCCACCCUGCUGGCCCAGCCCGAGGCCCUGCGCUCCAAGGGGGGUGGCCCCCAUGCGCACGCCCAGCGCUGCUUCCUGUCCAGGACCGCCGUGGCUGGUGGGGCUGUGGGCGCGGGCCCCAGCGGCAGCAAAGCCAGGCUCAAGCGCAAGGAGGCCCUGAGCUUCAACAAAGCCAAAGAGGUUUCGCGGAGGCAGCGGCUGCCGUCCGUGGAAAACCGGCCAAAGAUCUCAGCCUUCCUGCCUGCCCGGCAGCUCUGGAAGUGGUCAGGGAGCCCCACGCAGAGACGUGGCAUGAAGGGCAGGGCCAGGAAGCUGUUCUAUAAGGCCAUCGUCCGGGGCAAGGAGACACUGCGUGUCGGGGACUGUGCCGUCUUCCUGUCGGCCGGCCGUCCCAACCUACCCUACAUCGGCCGCAUCGAGAGCCUGUGGGAGUCGUGGGGCAGCAACAUGGUGGUGAAGGUCAAGUGGUUCUACCACCCCGAGGAGACCAAGCUGGGGAAGCGGCAGAGCGAUGGGAAGAACGCGCUGUACCAGUCCUGCCAUGAGGAUGAGAACGACGUGCAGACCAUCUCCCACAAGUGCCAGGUCGUGGGGCGCGAGCAGUAUGAGCAGAUGACACGGAGCCGCAAGUGCCAGGACCGGAGGGACCUGUACUACCUGGCGGGCACCUACGACCCCGCCACGGGGCGCCUGGUGACAGCCGAUGGCGUGCCCAUCCUGUGCUGAGCCUUCGCUGGCCCGGCGGUGCCAUGGUGGCCAGGAGGACGCCGGCCAGGUGGCACCACCCCAACCCCGCCGAGCGGGAGGUGGGGCAAGUGAGCAAAUAUGCAAACCCACCGAUGCAAGAUCCAGGCUUUUGUAUUAUUUUCCCUGGAAAGAGAGCUCCUGGGCACCGGAAGCCAGUCCCACCAGCCCACACGGAGGGUCAGCUGUGCCCCCACGGGGCACCCCGCCGCCCGCUCUCUGUUUUCCCGCACCGGCAGUUCACGAGAGAUUAGAAUCCAAGCCAUAUUUUCCCUAGUACCUCCGACUGUCUCCCACCAGGGAAAGCAGAAAUCAGGUGUGUUGUCUAUUUAUUUCUCUGUGUAAAUAUUGUAUUUCUGCGGGGAAGUUUUAUGGAAAAAAAAGUGGAAAAGGAUUUCUUUUCCCCACAUGCGUGACAAGGGCGUGUGUAUGCGUGUGUGCGUGUAUGUGUGUGCGUGUGUGUGCGUAUGAGUCGGGAUUUUGUUCUGGGGAGUUUUCUUUGAAAAUGCACUGUUUUCCUCAGCCUAGCUGAGUUCUGACUGGGGCGUCUGUGACGACAGAGGCAGCCGGGGGCCGGAGGCCACAGGAGGGGUCGGAGAGGACCCUAGGUUACACCCACUGAUCUCUUGGACUGUGUAAGAUGGAAGUCACGCUCGAGUUUAUUCCCUUUUAAUCCAUCUCCUGGGGAAAAAAGUAUUGGGGGGAGGGUUCCACGAUGAGGGUCCCUCGGGAAGAGGAGAUUCCAGAAGCUAAAAUGAAAACCAGGAGUGUCGCCCUGGAGUGUGACAGCAGCCAUAUGUAUCUUACCUCUGUUUAAAACAAAACAAAAAUGAACAAAUAUUUUAAAGUAUUGAUAUGAAAAAGUGAUGUUUUGAUUUUAUUUCUCGAAUAUUCCAAGUUAUUUCUGAUUUCCCUUUGUCUGGCAUCCACUCAGAGCAGGGAAGUGAUCAACCCCGCCAACACGUGUGGGGGUUUCUGGGCCUUUUCUGUGGCCACUUGGCAGAGCCGGUGGCCUGGCAGCUGGUGCUUAGACAAGAACAGGGGUCUCUCCUGCCCACACCCUGGCCUCGCAUGCAGGGAGCAACCGCUUGGGGCUGUUCACCCGCAUCCAGCUCCCUGGGUACCAUGGUACUGGGUGGGGCCCCUAGACCCUCAGCAACCGCCCCAUAACCCCAGACAACUUGUCACCUCUUCACUUCUCCUGAGGCCAAGAGGGACAGACAGGGCAAAUGAGACCUGUGGCCCAACGGCCUUGUCCCCAAUAGGCACUAAUGGCCACAUGCUCCCCGUUUCCCACUGCACAAGGCUCUCCUGGUCCCUCUGGGAGCCCCAGGAAAGUCUCCACACACACGUCAGCCGCUGCUCCUUGGGACGAGCUCUUGUGUAACCCACAGACAUAGCCCAAGUCCCCAGGAAAUGGAUGUUGGUGGGUGCCUGGCACCCCAACCCCAGCACCUAGUCCCCCUUUCUGUCCAACCAUCCCAGCCCCACCUGGUGGGCCCCUCCUCCCACUCCUGGCACCUCCAAGGGAAGUGCAGGGCUUGGGAGGGGUUCCCCUGCACCUCAGCUUACCUCUCCCAUCCCGACUCUCCCCUUUGUCUUGGCACGAGUGCAAUAUGUCAUUGUCAGUGGUCGUCCGGGACACGACGGGGGAAGCAGAAAGAUGAUGGAGAAGGCGAGGCCGGGAGCCCAGGUGGACAAUGGGGAUGGCCCAGCCACAGAAAUUAGAGUCUAAGGCUAUUUGCAUCCCAAGCACCAGGCCGGAGAGCAAGGAAGGGCACCCUUUCCUUGGCCCUCUUGUCGAUUCUUUUCCCUCUUCUGCUGGAUUAUGUCUGUCCUUCACCUUCUCUCCCCUUUCCCUCUGUGCGUGUGAUGGCGUGGCCCCUCCCCCCACCUGGCGCAACCUGACAGAAGCACGGCUAUUGUAAAUGUGUAAACUAAGAGGAGGGUUGGGGUUUUUUUUUCAAUGUAAACACUAAAAACAAACAAAAAACACAAAGGUUUUAUGAACAGCAAACUCUAUGUAAAGGCAUUUUAGUAUUAAAUUUUUUAUUGAUAACUUGCUUAAGAAUAAAUAUAUGAACUAUUG
This is a messenger RNA of Rhinolophus ferrumequinum (greater horseshoe bat), 9995 nucleotides long. RefSeq names its product BAH domain and coiled-coil containing 1 (gene BAHCC1). The record is from RefSeq and is a predicted model, not a curated record. Lineage: Eukaryota; Metazoa; Chordata; Mammalia; Chiroptera; Rhinolophidae. The transcript has 27 exons. The coding region runs from base 35 to 7888 and encodes 2617 amino acids. Gene Ontology annotation, molecular function: chromatin binding.